Messenger RNA from Musa acuminata subsp. malaccensis (wild Malaysian banana), 1748 nucleotides. Its product is annotated as guanylate kinase 1. The record is from RefSeq and is a predicted model, not a curated record. NCBI's taxonomy places the organism in Eukaryota, Viridiplantae, Streptophyta, Magnoliopsida, Zingiberales, Musaceae. Gene Ontology annotation, cellular component: cytosol. Gene Ontology annotation, molecular function: GMP kinase activity. Gene Ontology annotation, biological process: purine nucleotide metabolic process.
GAGCGCGCUUCUUCCUUCGAGAACAGCCCAACAGCCUCCUCUAUUUAAAGGAAGGGGGAGGGGGAGAUCGGUGGGAAGAAAGUAGGGAAUUGAGAAGGAAAAGGGCAAUAAGAUUGGCUGUUCGUGAGCUGUUUUCUCUGGACCAGCCUUUGGUUGACGCCAGAAACACCAGAUCUCCAAGACCUCACACGGAUCAAGGUUGGUUCUCAGAUUCAGGGGCAGGCUUGUAGAAGCAAGACUAAUUUUGAUGGGGGAAGAAGCACCUGAGCAUCUUUUGAACAGCUUGGAUGGGCAUUUACCUGUUGCUUGUGAUUCUGAAUCGAAAGACUAUCAGACGUCUACCAUUGUUGAUGAUAAGACAUAUGUAGUUGAAGGAUCUGAGGAUGGAGGCAAGUCAUGGAUAAAUGUCAAAAUUUUUGAUAAUUUGACAAGAUCAUGGUUGAUUCCUACUGUCCUGGGUAUGAAACCUGUUCAACUGAAAGGUCACUCGACUCUUCUUCUGAACAAUGGACGGAUAUUGAUUGUAAAGAAGGAUUAUCCAUUGGAUGAUUGCAUCUGGUUUCUUGAGGUGGAUACCCCUUUUGUUAAAGAGCAAAAGAAAUUACUUGGAACAGAAGUAGUUGCCUGGAGUAAGGGUGUUAUUGGCAGUGCCCCAAAACCAAUUGUAAUCAGUGGACCUUCUGGGGUUGGCAAAGGCACCUUGAUAAACAAACUUAUGAAGGAAUUUCCAUCAAAAUAUGGGUUUUCUGUUAGUCACACAACUCGAGCACCAAGAGAGAAGGAAUUGGAUGGAGUUCAUUAUCACUUCACCGAGCGAAGCCUUAUGGAGAAAGAUAUAAGAGAUGGGAAAUUUCUUGAAUUUGCAUCAGUUCAUGGCAAUCUUUAUGGUACAAGUAUUGAAGCAGUUGAGGCAGUUACAGACUCUGGGAAGAGAUGCAUUCUGGACAUUGAUGUUCAAGGAGCUAGAUCAGUGAGGGCAAGUUCUCUUGAUGCUAUAUUUAUCUUUAUCUGUCCUCCAUCAUUUGAGGAGCUGGAGGAGCGUCUACGUGCACGUGCUACUGAGACUGAGGAACAGGUCCAGAAGAGACUAAGAAAUGCCAGAGCAGAGCUUGAUGAAGGAAGAUCUCCUGGUCUUUUCGAUCAUAUUUUGGUGAACGAUGACUUAGAAACAUGCUAUGAGACUCUUAAGAAAUUACUUGCUUCUGAUGAAAACGCUAAUACCCUAAAUCAACCAACUACAAAGAACUUGAAAGUUCAUGUGUCUCACAUGGAAUCUAGGGCAGAUCAAAAAAUCCUUUUACACUGUGGCACUAAUGGCACUGGUGUGAAAGUACCUAGUUUGUUUAUGCUUGACAUAUCAUCACUUAAAGGAGGUGCUCCUGGCCGAACAAGAGGACUCAAUGUAUAUACAGUUGAGUCAUUACGUGAUGGUGUUAACAGGAUCAAACAACUCUGACAUCCCAUGAAUUAAGCAACCGACGGAGGACAUCUGUACCAGCACUGACUCGUUUUUGGACUGAUUUAGAAUGUCACAAGAGCUAUUAAUAUCUGAACUCUUACACUGAGAAAUAUGUGUUUCUGGCAAGCAUUCCAAUUAGGUAGCUGUUCCUAAGAUAUCCGUUACUAUUGUGAGAGUGAUGGACUUUAGCAAGGCAUGAUUUACGAAAUUCUGAUUUUAUAAACAAGAUUUGUGUUCUCAUUCAUUAGAGAUAAAAUGUGAAGAAAAUGCCAAUCUUGUUCUGCGGUUA